Molecule: messenger RNA, 1772 nt
Organism: Andrographis paniculata
Lineage: Eukaryota; Viridiplantae; Streptophyta; Magnoliopsida; Lamiales; Acanthaceae
Product: probable inactive poly [ADP-ribose] polymerase SRO5
Exons: 6
Coding region: 540-1571 (343 amino acids)
Molecular function (GO): NAD+ poly-ADP-ribosyltransferase activity
Source: RefSeq, a predicted model, not a curated record
AAUCUCCUCAACAAUCCACAGGCGCUGUUUGCUUACUUCCUUUCUGUUGGCUCGCCUCCUUCUCCUCUCCUCUCUUCGCCAUCUCCAACUAUUAAUUGCUUCUCCUUCUCCUCCAAGAAAACCCUACAAAAUUCACACGCAAAUGGUUUCCCCUAAUCCCUAACUCUUCUGACCUAAGUUUAAGUUAUUCGAGCUUCUUUCCAAGUGUGCUUCGCCUCCUCCGCAGAAUGAAUUUCAUAAGUUCCUUCCCCUUCCCCUUUAUUCCUCUUUUAAUCAGAGCCGUUCUUCCCCUCUAUUCGUGUUGAUUUUUUACUGUCCUUUUCGGAUUCUAGCUAUCUAGCUAAGCUAUUUAUUGUAUGGGGCCAUGUUUGUUGUUAGCUGUUGCAAUUUGGGGAAAGUCUUGCGGAGUGAUUUCGAAGCUCUUUGACUAAUUUUCAUGGCUUCCGAUUUAGGCCUUUAGAUUCUUCUUUAGCUCGGAGCUUUUAGAUUGGGGACCAAGUUAACUUUCAGGAUUAGGUUCUGUAUUUCUCCCAAUAAUAAUGUGCACUAACAAACAAGGCUGCAAAGUCUUCUCUCCCUCAAUGGAUCAAACGAAUCAGAGCUCGAAAUAUGAAGAUUUGAAUCUAUGGGAUAGUGGUGAAGAUCAGGCCGUGAGAGAUUCGUGCCCCUCCGAUUGCGAGAGUGGGAUUUCGGGGCCUGAAAAUGAUCGGCAGUCUCGAAUAUCUGAUAGUAGUUUGAUUAGAAUUUGCGAGGGGGAUACGGUAUAUGAGACUAUUGAGGAAAAAUUGGGGUCGGGUUUGAGUUCAUGUGGUGUUAAGGAUGUUCGAGUUGAGAGUGUUCAUAGGGUCGAUUAUUCGGCGAUCAUAAACCGUGCCAAGCUCCAUUGCUUUUGUAUAUAUUCUAGAGCUCUGAAAAUGAGCCGGGGCGAUGCUAAUGUCAAGUUUGCUUGGUAUGGUGGCUCCAAGAAUGAGAUUUGUCGAAUUCUUGCCCAUGGUUUUGGCCUUCCGGAUAAUGCUCAGACACAAGAUCGUGGCGUUUGUCUUUCUCCAGUUGAUUGCCCUGUUGAGAGUUUUCAUUUGUCGGCUGGCGAUGAUGAUAGCGGUGUAAGUCAUAUGUUGCUUUGUCGAGUCAUAAUGGGAAAAAUGGAGGCUGUUUGUGUCAGCUCCGGACAGUGUUGUCCGAGUUCUGGAGAAUUCGACUCUGGCGUUGACGACUUAGUGUCUCCUCGGAAGUAUAUUGUCUGGUGCACGAAUAUGAACACUCAUAUCUUGCCGGAGUUUUUGGUCAGCUUCCAAGCAUCGUAUUUCCUUACAGAUCCAAGGGGCCCGCAGCCUCGAAGAUCACCAAAGUCGGAUUGGAUGCCGUUUACAGCUCUGAUCACCGAACUUUCCAAGUACUUACCUCUCGACGCUGUCAGGAUGAUCGCCAAACAUCACUAUGAUUACAAAAAAAGGAAGAUUACGAGGCACGACAUGAUACAAAAGGUGAGACGCUUAGCCGGAGACGAGCUGCUGAUGGAAGCCAUUAAACUUUACGGCGGGAAGAUUAAAGCAUCAAGGAGCAAUGCCUAAAGCAGAUCAUAGCAAAUAAAUUGAGUUUACAAAGAGAGGCCUUGAUAACUAGACUGAUCUCAGCUGACAUUUUUCUUUGAGGAUUAUCUUUCAGGUAUGUUUGCUUCUGCUUUUGCAGUCAUCCUUGUGGAUCAGAUAUAUAUAUGUAUAUGUCUAUGUAUAUCUAUAAUCUAAUCGAUUUUCCUGCGAGUUUGUGGAUUA